Molecule: messenger RNA, 933 nt
Organism: Eucalyptus grandis
Lineage: Eukaryota; Viridiplantae; Streptophyta; Magnoliopsida; Myrtales; Myrtaceae
Product: GDP-mannose 3,5-epimerase 1-like
Exons: 6
Coding region: 1-933 (310 amino acids)
Source: RefSeq, a predicted model, not a curated record
AUGGGAAGCAUCGACUUUGGUUCCGUCGUUGGAGCACUCAAGAAGUUGCUCUUCCCGCAGUCUGAGAAGCUCAGGGUUUGCGUCACUGGGGCGGCUGGUCACAUGGGUUCCACCCUUUGUAGGCGUCUGAAGAGGAAGGGACACUACGUUAUCGCCUGUGAUGGGAUCGACGACGAGCUGAAGGGCCCGUGUGUGUUCUGGGAUGAAUAUCUCACCGUCGACCUGACAGUCAUGGAUGACUGCUUGAAGGUGACUGGGGGAGUCGACCUUGUCUUUAACUUCGCCACCUCUAUGGGACAUCUGGGUUUCUUCAGGGAGUUCAACCCCUCGGUGACAAAGGAUAACGACACCAUAAUUGGCUACAACAUGGCCGAGGCAGUGAGAAUCAACGGUGUGGAGAGGUACUUUCAUGCCUCCAUAGCUUAUAUUUCUGCAGAAAGCCAACAGGGGGAGGCCAUCGCCCGACUUGCUGAGCAUCAACAUCCUACUGCUUUUGAAAAGCCUGAGACGGAGUUGUUGAUUGAGCGCUACCACAAGAAAUUCAGAUUUGCUGGCCGAAUUGGGAGGUUCUAUUGCAUUUAUGAUCCCUCCAGAUCAUGGGAAGGUGGAAGGGCGGAAGCUCGGCCUGCAAUCAUGGAUAGCUAUGCUGAAGACGUGCUGAGUUUGAUGAAGUCGGACCGCCAUGAGCCUGUAUACAUCGGUAGUUUAAACAUGUGUGAGCUUGUGGUCCUCGGGAGCGACGAUCACAAGAAACUCGGGUGCGCUGGGGCGCUGAUGAAUUGUCUGAGAAUGCCGUGCUUCUGGAUCAAAGAACAGAUCGGGGAGGCAAAAGCGCAGAGGACUGAUGUAUCGGCCGACGCGUCAGUGGAAGUGGUGGGCACUGAAGAAGCUGUCGACUGCAAUUCGCCUCGAACUGCCGAUGGCGAAGAGUGA